Molecule: messenger RNA, 5685 nt
Organism: Biomphalaria glabrata
Lineage: Eukaryota; Metazoa; Mollusca; Gastropoda; Planorbidae
Product: paladin-like
Exons: 21
Coding region: 324-3050 (908 amino acids)
Biological process (GO): dephosphorylation
Molecular function (GO): phosphatase activity
Source: RefSeq, a predicted model, not a curated record
GUGACAAGUCAUGAUAGCUCUGGGGUGGUACAUGGAGCGCCCCGGUGGAGCCUGUCAUCUGGAGUCCAGGACUUUCAGGAAAUUGGUCUGCCUAGCUUCUGUUGGUUUUAAGUGACGUGUUAGAGUCAGUCCAGCCUUAACUUUGACUACAGAUGUGCAACCAUCAUCCAGGUUCGAGUGACUUCAUUUAACAUUCACCAUGACUUCAUAGUGAAAACAAAGCUGGGCCAAGUCUGAUAAGUGACACAUCCCCGCCCCCCCCCUAUUUUUUGUUAUAUUCCAACGCUACCACCAUCGAAUGUCACUGCCCCCCUCUGGCCCUCAUGGGGAGUAGCGCCAGCACCCUCACCCCUCCGUCCUCGCCACCAGGGCGCGUCUGGCAGGCCAGCGCCAUCACAACGCAUGCGCUGAGCGAGGACGGUGCUAGACUUUUGGCGGAAUCCUCACUAGGCACGAGUCUGCGGCUACCAUCAAACAACCAAAGCAGAACCGGUACUGUGUACACAUCUCUGGACACCCGCGGCUCUCAACAAACUCUCACUGGUACAGACAUGUACGCAGGGAAACAAUGCGUGGUCCGGACCAACAAGGUGGCGCCCGUCAUCAUCAAGGACUGCCGGGAAGAGUUUCAGCAGUUCCUGGAGAUAAGUGAACCAAUCAUUCAUGGAAGUUUGGCAGAGGGAAUGCUCGAGCAUCCAUUGAUCAAGGGAAAAUAUUUUAUAGUUCAAGACUUCAAUGACGUCAAGGACACGUUACAGACCUACAGGCUCACGUCUGCCCCCAACUUUCACCAAGCUUCCUCCGAUCAGCCCAUCUUCGCCUCUGGACAGCCGACAGUGAAUGGUCUCGGUAAAGUGCUGACUCAUCUGAUGUCCGACAGUCAUACACAGAUUUUGCUGCUCAAUUUGCGGAGUGAGCCCAUCCUGUUCCAGCGUGUGGAUGAUGAUUAUGUCCCUUACUCCGUGCGUCACCAGGAGAACAUUCACAACAUGGUCAUGAUGGGUGACACGAAGGACAGCUGUGAUCACAUCGAGUCCUGCAUCAGAAAAGAAAUUGUGUCUCUGGCUGGGAUAGAGGACGAGUUCGUGUUUUACUUCUACGACAACCUGGACAAGCUUCAGCAGGAGCCCCACAUCAGGAAAGUGGAGUUUGAAGAAGACAUUCUCCUGUCCAAUGAAGUCUAUGCCAGAGAAGCUUUCUCCAACCCAUCCCUCAGGUAUGACAGGAUAUGUCUGCCAGAAAUGGGGAUACCGACCGAGGAUUUAGUUGACCAGUUCCUGUCCCAUUUCAGGGAGUCUCCGGCCUAUCUGGACAAGAACAAUCCAGCCUUCCCUGCGGUGUACCUUAUAUCCCACUCAGGGGGUCGGAGGUCAGCUAUUAUGAUGGUCAUGUCUUGCUUGAUUUAUGCACACAAGAAAGGAACACUUGUCAAAGAGAGCAGUCAUAUCAUUAACCCUAAACACCCCAAUUACAAUGAUGGCGAGUACCAAGCAGUUCAGAAACUUGUCAAUCAUCUCACAGACGGGAACCUAAUCAAGCAGCAGGUGGACUCUGUCAUAGAUGAGUGCUCACAGGUCAUCAAUCUCAGGACUUGUAUUAUCGAUCACAAAAAGAAACUGGAAGCUGCGGCCUUUAAACGGAUGCAGACUGACAGCUUUGUGGAGCACGUGCAUGCUGGAUGUCUGAGUGCCCUGGAGACGUACUGCUUCUUGAUCACCUUCAACGCUUAUCUCAGAGAUCAGAUGCCAAACAACCUUAGUUGGAGCUACAAUAAAUGGCUGCAUCGAAACCCAGAGGUUAUCCGCCUGUGCAGUCAACUGGACUUCUCAGAGUUAUCCUCUCCUCCCUCGCUGUUGUCAAGUCAACACAGGGUACUGGUGUAUGAUGACUAUAUUGGACUGGAUGUACUUAGCUCACAGAUGGAUAUUAAAGUAUCCAACUUUCGACGCCUGAUGGGGCUUCCUAUUUAUGGCAUGGCACAGCCCACAAGAAAGGGUUUGUCCAAAGUUGUCAACCAUCUACUGCACCAUAAACAAGGAUAUAGCAAUGUCAUAGUGGUUAAUCUCAGGUCUGACUAUGUCCUGGAAGUGGAUGAAACAUCUUAUUCUGUCAGAGACAUGUCCAACUUAGCUGAGCCAAUUCACUCUCAGUGUUCUUCUGGUAAAGAUUUGGAGGAAAUGGAACAAAAACUGAAAAAAGAAUUGAGGUCUAAGAAAGUUUGGAAGGCUUACAAAGAGAUCACUUCACCCGCAGUGGACAUAGAAGUGACAAGUGUGUUCACACCUGAGGAGCUCUAUGAGCAGCAGAGACUGUCCACUCUUGAUAUGCACUAUAGAAGACUCCCUCUACAGUAUGACCAUUGUUUAAAUGAGCAGGAAUUUGAUGAAAUCCAGGACUUAAUUUUGAGCUUUAUGAAAGAAUCAGGAUCAUGGGUAGACAACUCUCAUGCAUUUGUUUUUCACUGCAGAACUGGCAAGUCAAGAACUUCAUUAACCAUGGCAGUUGCUGGACUUUUGUUUUAUCAUAUGACAGGUUUUCCUUAUGGUGCUAACCCUGAUGAGCAAGAGAGAGUUAGUUGCCCUAAUGCCAGAUACACCAAAGGAGAAUAUUUAGUUGUAGAAAAACUUAUCUGGAUGCUGCCUGAUGGUCAUCAGGUAAAACGAGAGGUGGACUUAGUUCUUGAUCGACUCUUUGAGACAAUGUCUCCCAUGCACUUUCAUCUACGAGAAGUUAUAUUUGUAGUUUUUAAUAAGGGAAAAUCUACGACCGGUGCAGCUAAACGUUACAUGAACAGACUUAGUUAUGAUUUCCUGGAGAGGUAUCUCUAUCUCAUUUUGUACAAUGCCUACCUUCAUAUGGAGAAGAGUGGACAUUUUCAGCGUUCUUUCACUCGCUGGAUGACAGAGGUCGCAGCUCCAGCUGGUGUGUAUGAGCUGUUGGACAAUCUUGGUUUCUUCACACUAGAGAGUUCACCCUCGGAAUUUAGCAGACUUAAAAAUCGAAUCUUGGAUCGUCAACAGAAGUUGCCUUUCUCAGGAGUUUUUGUUUAGUGCCUGACAUUAUAGUCAACCUGCAAACUGUAUAUAGACACAUUGCACUAUUUACUAUAUUACCUUUGUAAAGAAUGGGAGUUCUAAACUAGCAUUUCUGUUUUUAAACUUUUUAAAUAACGAUGAAAUGUGCAAUUAUAUUGAAAACAUUUGUAACAUAGAAUAAUAAUUGUCAAAAAAUCAAAACUUUUGUAUAUAGAUAGUAAAAUGAACUGAAAUUACAAAGGUCUACUAGAUUUUUGAUCCAAUUUGAAUGUGACACUAUAAUCUUAAUUUAUAAACAUAGUUUAUGGUUCAACACAGAAAUCUGCUUUUAAUGUCAUUAAUGUUGCAAUGCUGUGUAAUCCUCAUUACUUUUUGUUAUUUAUUGUGAUUUUGUAAAUAUUGAUAGAUUUAAAAAUUAUAUUAAUGUAUAAAACUGGUUUGUCCUCAUUAUACACAUGCACACUCGAGUAAGGGAUGGCUGUGUGGUCAUGUGGUACUUGCUCUAGACUGUCAUCUGCAUGGUCCUGGGUUUGAACCCUGACAGUUGCCACACCUAUGGGAAGCUUGGGCUAUUAUGAACCUCUGAACCAUAUAAAACAAAACAAAAUAGGAAUUUAAUGAGAGACAAUGGCACACACUAAACUUGUCUUGUCUAUCUCAGUGUUUCUUAAACUGUGUUCUGCGAAACGCAAGUGUUCCGUGAAGCUGUAAAAGGUGUUGCAUGAAUUACUGGAAUAAUUAACUAGUAGGCAGCCACGUGAAUUAACCUCUCUAAAAAAUAAGCAAAGUGUUCCACUAAAUACUCAGAAUGUGUAAAGUGUUCCGUUAAAAAAAAGUUUGGGAAGCACUGGACUAUCUCAUUAUUAAAACACAAAGAUGUAUUCAAAUGAGGUAGAUAUUAAUAAAGCAUGAAGAAACAUUGUUGUUGGCAUAUCAAUGCUUGGAUUAUGUUUAUAACAGAUAACUCGAAAUAAUGUUUGAUGUAAAAGGAUUCUAAAGAUCAGUUUAGUUACAAAGACAUUGAUUGAGGGCAUGGUGGCUGAGUGCAAAGCACUUGGAUUGUCUCAAAUUUUAGGCCUGACCUGAGUCCACCCAAAUUUAAUGGAUACCUGACAUAGACUGGGGAAGUAAAGGCAGUUGGCUGUUGUGCUGCCCAUAUAAAUGACAGUCAUAGAGACAUGAGCUUUUACACCAUAUGCCACCAUAGACCAUAAGAUAUGAAAGGAGCACCUUUAUUUUACAUUUUCUAGACAUUUAAUGUGUCACACAUUUUAACUAUAAUAAUUGUCAACAGCUCAACUUUCAAUGAUAGUAUGGUUGACCAAUAAUUAUGUAUCUCUGUCAAUGUUUAUAUUCGUUAACUUCAGAUGUACUUCUAUUUCUAAUUUGUUUUGUAAAUUCCUCCUGUACACAGUUUUCUCAAAAAGAAAUGCCAGUAGGAAACAGUUCUACUUAUGAUCUUACAAAAAGGAAGAUAUCUAUUUUUUUUAAAAAAUACAUUGUUUUAAUUUAAAGGUCUUUUUUUUUAUUUGGGGGGCGGGGGCGAAGGCACCUAAACCAGUAAGCUUUAAGAUAUGAGAACCUACAAUUUGUAUAAAAGCUACUUUCUUGUUCAACAUCUAUUGAUAAAAUAGAUUAACGUCUUUGAAGUUUAGGAUUAUGAGAUGUUUGCUGAAUUUUAUGAGAUUUUAAUGACUUGACUGUGACCUACAUUGCUGGUAGUUAAAUGUUUCCGAUUAUUGGUUCAUUCAUGAAAUUUCAUAAGAAUGUUUCACAUAUUAUAUUGAAAAUGAUACAAUGCAUUAGAAAUAUUGUCUUUUAUGGUUUAAAAAAAAUAUAUAAAUAGCUAGUGGUGUAUCUGGUGUCCAGAAUUAACUCUUUCUCUCCUAAUUGACGAUACCAUCGUUGAUUUGACCUCAUUAAAUUAAAUUAAUGUUUAAUUUUAUUAAACUUUUUUGGUGUUAGAUAAAAAGAGCAUGCUUUUUCCAUUUAAUUGUAUACCAACUCAAGCAUUUUCUGAUAAAAAACGACAAAGCUAUUGAAGCUUAAUCAUAACAGGGUAGUGAAAUAGUAAUGAACGAAAUGAAGAAUUCCGUCAAAACAUGGGAAAAUAAUUACGGAGAGAAAGAGUUAAGGAAGUGUUGAUAAGCUAGGUGUUUUUUUAAAUGGUAUAUGAUCAUUUUUGUGCACCUUUUGGCACUGCAGAGUUACCUUCUCUUUUCUAAGCUCUUCCAUUUGUUGCACACACAAUUUCAAUAUGGAGACAACCUUAGACUUUGACUUCAAAAUACUUAAAAACAAAUGGGCCACUAACUUGUGGCAAUAAAGGAGAUAUGAUACAAUUUAAAAAAAAAAAUUACAUUUCAACAGUUAAGUUCAGUUUAGCUUCCUUGACAUUGUCUAGCUUAUGAAUAUCUCCAAUAAUGCCAAAACAUUUAUUUUUUUUUAACACUGAGGUUACUCCUAGUCAAUUAUGAAAGAAAUGUAGAAGUGAGAACACCUGUUUCCUAACCAUGUUUGUUUAAAUAAUGAGCUACUUUGUUGUGUGAUAUAAUGUACUAUACUAUAUGACAGGAUUGACAUGUAAAUUACCUAACAAUACUCCUACUCCCAUUUUCUAAAUCAAUUAAAGAAGAAAAAUCUUUUAAAA